Arxiozyma heterogenica is the source of this 219-nucleotide messenger RNA. It is a transcript of the gene TFB5, whose product is annotated as TFIIH complex subunit TFB5. Gene Ontology annotation, biological process: nucleotide-excision repair, preincision complex assembly; nucleotide-excision repair; transcription initiation at RNA polymerase II promoter. The record is from RefSeq and is a predicted model, not a curated record. The transcript has a single exon. Lineage: Eukaryota; Fungi; Ascomycota; Saccharomycetes; Saccharomycetales; Saccharomycetaceae. Gene Ontology annotation, cellular component: transcription factor TFIIH holo complex; transcription factor TFIIH core complex. Bases 1 to 219 code for a protein of 72 amino acids.
AUGGCAAGAGCUAGAAGAGGUAUUUUACUUCAGUGUGAUCCAUCAAUAAAGGCACUUAUUGUACAGAUUGACUUUGAGAGACACGAUAUUAUACUAGAAGAGUUGGAUGAUACUCAUCUACUGGUUGAUCCAUCAAAAGUAGAAUUCGUUAAGUCUGAAUUAAAUCGUUUAUUAUCAAAGAAUAUAUAUAAUCCGAUGGAGGAAGAAGAAAAUAUGUAA